Messenger RNA from Brassica napus (rape), 840 nucleotides. RefSeq lists its product as uncharacterized. Lineage: Eukaryota; Viridiplantae; Streptophyta; Magnoliopsida; Brassicales; Brassicaceae. The transcript has a single exon. The record is from RefSeq and is a predicted model, not a curated record. The coding region runs from base 1 to 840 and encodes 279 amino acids.
AUGGCGGAGAACAUCCGAAGAUCCUUACAAGAUAUCAAUCUGGGCGAUGAUGACGAACCUUUUGUCCUGCCGGCUGAUGUGGUGAGACAGGCGGAGGAGGAGAACCGUUUCAUCCUAAUUGGCCAUCCGGUGAUGCCUAGAAAACAAAACCUUCGAGCAAUCGUUGCCUCUAUGCCACGAUCCUGGGGCUUUGAAUGCUUGGUUCGGGGAAGAAUUAUCGAACACAGACGAUUCCAGUUCGUCUUCCCGUCUGUGGAAGCAAUGGAUACGGUGAUAAGAAGAGGCCCAUGGGCGUAUGCGGAUCGUAUGCUUGUUCUCCAGUGCUGGACGCCUCUGAUGGACAUGGCGAUGCUCAAUUUCAUUCCUUUCUGGAUCCAGAUUAGGGGCAUUCCACUCCAGUACAUGAACCGAACGGUGAUUGUUAACAUUGCGAGAGUACUAGGAGAGUACAUCCAAAUGGACUACAACGAGGAAGUGGGAAGCAGAAUGGAGUUUGUCAGAGUCCGCCUCAAUUGGAAUGUUAACAAUCCCCUGAAGUUUCAGAGAAACUUCCAAUUCACCCCUAGAGUUAACACUCUCCUCAGGAUCCAAUACGAGAGGCUUCGUGGGUUCUGUGAAACAUGUGGCAUGAUCACGCAUGACUCCGGUGCCUGUUUGAUUCAAAAUGGAGGUGCUGACCAGAAUGAUGAAGAUAAUGACAGUGAAGGCGAUAAUGCUGAUGUGGAGUUGGUACCAAACCAAGGAGUCCUUAUUGAAGAGAUCAUUGAGGAAAGCGAUGAAGUAGCAGACGCAGAUAAUGAGGCUGAGGGCACAACGUGGAGGCUGAAGCAGAACCUGUAG